Molecule: messenger RNA, 3174 nt
Organism: Glarea lozoyensis ATCC 20868
Lineage: Eukaryota; Fungi; Ascomycota; Leotiomycetes; Helotiales; Helotiaceae
Product: Ribonuclease H-like protein
Exons: 5
Coding region: 1-3174 (1057 amino acids)
Molecular function (GO): nucleic acid binding
Source: RefSeq, a predicted model, not a curated record
AUGCGAGAACAGGGCGAUCAAGCACGACGGAGACAGUCCGAUGAGUUUGGGAUUUACAACGACGGCUCAAAUAGUGUCACUCCAACAUCUGUUACGCAAAAUGAGGGAGAGCGAGUCGAUCGGAGUAUGUUAAGCGAGUCAGAGCCCGAGGAAAUCAACGAUGAUGUUCAACCCGGCUAUGGAGACUUCGAUAGCCUCUUGGAACCGGAUCUUCCAGAAGAAGAACUGCGCCAGAUAGAAGAAGAGCGUUCUCAAAGAAUAGCGGCUAUAGAGGCUGGGAGCCCGACCACUGGAGCAGUCUUGGAUCCGGAAUACAGCUGGAACGAUGGUUUACUUUACAAUUUAACAACACAAAACGUGGAAGGAAAUGAAGAACAGCAAUAUCAUCCCCAAGACUGGAUUGUUAACGAAUAUGAGAAUCACUACGACGAUUACAACCAUUACGACGACGACUGCGAUUUGAGCGAUCAUGACGCAAACAAUGAAGAAACAGGUCCUGUUAUUAACCUUACAAAUGAGGAAAUAGCUGAACUGAACGAUAAAGCGGCAAAGGAUUGGGAUAAUCCACAACGCCGUCGUCUCGUACCCAUCCCCUUCCCGUCAAUCUUCCGAAGACAUAGAUCACGCGGUAUUCGAAGCGCGAACUGCCGAAUCCCGCGUCGAAUCCGACGAAUGAAAUCUAUAGGUUGUUCGGUAAAGGCUAUUCACAUCAGAUCUAGAUCCGCGAGAUCCAUCAGCCGUCUAUGUGUGAGAGUUCCAAAACACCAUAAUGUUGUACAUGUACUUUACAAACGUGGCAGAAACGUUCGAGGACCGGGGGCUGGAACAACCCGAAGGCGACGUACAGUAUGCCAUUCAGAAGAAUUGAGCAAACCAUUGCCUGAACUGAACAGGAAGGUACUAGUCUUAGUGGCUGGAAGACCUCUUGUUUGGUUGAUAUUCUCGAGAAACCCGCUGAUUGUACCAAGCGCACCAAUAGACUUUUAUAAUGGGUAUCAUCCAAUUACUGGCGCCCCCAGACCUGGGAAAGUGACAUGGAUCGAAGAUAUGGAAGACUUUAGGAAAUUUCUUCCUUACCUUUCAGAAAUCCGUGCAUCAGAUAACCCCGAGCUUGCUCUCGACUGCGAAUCGAGCGGAUGUCUUAACCGUAAUGGGAAUAUCACACACUUGACCAUGACCGUCAAAUCUAUGGAUCAUACUUGGGUUCUCUGCAAGAACGGCAUUCCUGAUAAUUAUUUCGAUAUAGCUAACGAUGAAGGGGUCACACUACGGUCCAUACUCGAAAACCAGGACAUCAUACAACUCUGGUUUGACGUGCGUGGUGACAGCGACGCCAUACAUGGUCUCUACAAUAUCAGGUUAGGGAACGUCAUUGAUAUUCAACUGAUGGAGCUCGCUACCCGUUACGCGGAUAACCACCAAAAGAUAGUUGGUCUAGGAAAGGCUGUAGGGCAAAGCGGCCACAACUUCAUGUCACAACUUGCUUUGAAUAAAUGGCUCUGGGCCAAAAGAGAAGGAGGUAGUCAUCUUGGCUCCAGCAACUAUCAGACAUUAAACCAACAUCCACUACCACUUUUAGAGAAGAUGUAUGUUGCCGGGGAUACACAUGUGCUAUUUGGAUUGCAUGAUGUUUAUAUAGCUAGAUAUCCCAUCAUCCAGUCUGCCUAUGGAACAGUCGGGAAAGAAGUGGAUUUAGCUGAGAUCGUCAAGACACAAAGUAUGCUUCGAGUUCACCAAAGCGAGAGUCCUGGUCAUGAGCGUGGCGAAGGGUUCGAGAUGCAAGGAGCACCUCGCGUGUUCCGUGACUUGGAAUGGGUCUGGUCAGACGGGACGGUGAAGCGUAGGCAAAUGCCAGGGCCAUCUCUAGAACAGCAUUCAGUUGAGCCAACCGCAGAUGAAUUCGCCCACCUGAAUGAAGAGAACAUUCUCCAGGCAACUCAGGGGGAUGGGGGAGGGGAUUUUCUUCUGGACGCAGCCGAUCAAGGGUCGUUAUAUUCCCAAGAGACAGAACUGGGAAUCGAAUCAGAAGAGGAUGGCGAAAGAGCCGGGCAGCUUCAAGAAGAAGUUCAUCCUGGGGAUGUCAGAUCCCAGAGAGACGACGUUCAUCAUGGUGAUAAUCAAUCUUCGCAUUAUUGGCAAAGGGUUCGAGACGACAUCCUACCAGAAGAAGAUGAUGAACCGAUUGGAAACGCGGUCCGUCGAGGGAAUGAGUGGCUGGAGGGAAACGAAGGUCUUUAUUACGAGCCGAGUUUGGACCCGUGUUCUGACCGUCACCAACAGGAGUUUAAACCAGAAUUUGGUGACGAGCAACUCGAUGAAGCAUUUCCUAGAAGUCAUCGGUUGCUAAACAGAAACCAAGAUCGGCAUCGCGAGCAAGCAUUCUUAGAACCACUUCCCGAACAGCACCAACACGAGAGUAUACAAGAAGAAACUGGUGAACAGAUGUCAGAUGAAGAUCCUCGGAACAGCUUGUGGCUGGAAAGUCUAGGGAUGGUACCACAGAGCAACGCAUGGCUACAAAGACUAGAAGAGUUUAAUAACGAACUACGAACCUCAAAGCGACCUUCGGAACAAUGGGCGCUCGAAACUCCACCAGUCGAACUUAUCGAGCCAACCGAAGUAGAAACCGCUGAGAUGAAUCAUUCACAUGAGAUUCCACAACAGGGCUACGAAACCCCGCAAGCUUCCGCCGCUAUAGUCGAUCACAAUGAACCAGCCGAAGAAGACCAAACCUACACAUGCCGACCGCGCGGAAUCAGACGUCUUGUCAACCGCUUCUCAACUCUAGACCUCCGAAAAAACAACCCAGAACCAACCAACCAGCCCACUAGAAGAAGAAGCUUCAUGCGACUAAAAGCCCUCGUCGACCCCAACCAAAACAGACUCGCCAGACGCGCGAGCAGUUUCUUCAGACCCAAACAACCCCCUCAAGAGGUCCCACGAGAAGUCCCAGCAAAUAUCUUCGGGCCUCGAACAGAUGGACAUCUUCCAAGAUCAAGUAGUUACGCGAAUAACCCUGCGUGGCUGAGUGUUUUUGAAGCUGAGCAGGCGAGGUUGGGAAGUAAAACUGGAGGUCUGGGGGAUGAGAAGAGGACUGGAUCGGUUAGGCAGAGGGUGAAGAGUUUUUAUAUGAGUGGGAGGAGGAGUGUUUCUGAGUUCUUUACGCAGACUUGA